AUGCAAGAGGAGUUAGAAGAAGGUAGUUGCUCAAAUACAUCUACAACUACCAAUGUUGCUGAAAACUUACCGUCACUAAAGGGCCCAAGUGUGUGUUACACUCCUAGAGGAACAAAAGAGUUUAUACCGUGUUGUCAUCCUGAACUAAAGCCUACACUUGGUAUGCUUUUUGAUUCCUUACUUAAAGGUGUUGAUUUUUAUAAGCAAUAUGCUAGAUUUGGUGGGUUUGUGGUAAGACUAGGUACUGAAAAGAGAAUUAAAGAUAGUGAUAAAGUUUACUUGAAAUAUUUACAUUGUAAUAAACAAGGGUUUACGAAGGAUGGUGAAACUAAAGCAAAAGUUUCUAAGAAAGAUGAAAAUCGUAAAGCUAGAAAAAGAACCAUAAAUCGUGUUGGAUGUAAUGCAAUGAUUGGGUUUAGAGAACGUUUAGAUGGAAAAUGGAUGGUUUAUGUCUUUCAUGAAUCUCAUAGCCAUAAUCUUGCUUCUCCCAACACAAUGAAUUUUUUGGAAAAUGUUGGAAACCUUAAACUUGGCCAGAAAAAAUUCAUUUUUGACAACUCUAGAUUGAACAUUGGUCCAAACAAGUCUUAUAAGUUGAUGAAAGAACAUCUUGGUAGCUAUGAUAAUAUAGGUGCAACAUUGAAUGAUUUCGAGAACUUUAAUCGAGAUUUAAAAGCUUACAUACAAGAGAAAGAUGCUUCGAUGUUUAUAAACAAUUUGAAAGAAAAAGCUGAAAACACUGAAGGUGCCUUUUUCUUUGAGCAUUGUAUGGAUGAACAUCAACGCUUGACAAGAGUAUUUUGGGCAGAUGCAAUUAGUAGAAAAAAUUAUUCGUUGUUCGGUGAUAUGAUUACAUUUGAUACAACAUUUGACACCAACAAAUACUCUAUGGUUUUUGCCCCAUUUACGGGUGUUGAUCACCAUGCCUACUGUAUCAUGACAGAUCAAGACCCUGCGAUGAAAGUGGCAAUUGAAAAAGUUCUUGAUAAGGCAAAACAUAGAGACCUUGAACCAGAAGAAUUUGAAAUUGGUUGGCAGUCUGUGAUGUCUGAAUUUGAUUUAUUGAAUGAAGAUUGGUUUAAAAAUAUGUAUAAUAUAAGGAAUAUGUGGAUUCCUUCUUACUUUUGUGACCUUUUUAUGGGUGGGAUUUUAAGGUCAACUCAAAGAUCAGAGAGUGAAAAUAGCUUUUUCACUAAUUUCACCAAUCAGCAUUUGUUAUUGGUUGAGUUGUGGUUUCGUUAUGAAUCUGCAAUAGAUGCUCAAAGGCACACAUAA
Chenopodium quinoa (quinoa) is the source of this 1275-nucleotide messenger RNA. RefSeq names its product protein FAR1-RELATED SEQUENCE 5-like. Gene Ontology annotation, biological process: regulation of DNA-templated transcription. The transcript is spliced from 3 exons. Bases 1 to 1275 code for a protein of 424 amino acids. Lineage: Eukaryota; Viridiplantae; Streptophyta; Magnoliopsida; Caryophyllales; Amaranthaceae. The record is from RefSeq and is a predicted model, not a curated record.